AUGCCUACCACACUUAGUGUUACCCGACCGGCUACCCGUUCGACCAGCAGCGGGUUCUUUUCUUUACCGUUCGAGUUGAGACUCGACAUUUACGAACGGUACUUGUACCCCUACCAUCAUGGAGACAUCGAUGACGCCACAGUAGUCUCGCCAUGGUCCGGCUGGGAAGCAGUCAGACUCCUUGAAGUCUGCAAGCAAAUCUAUGAGGAAGCAUCGCCGAUCGUGUACCAGAAGAUGGACAUAAGCUGCAACCUUGAGGAAUGGAAGAGAUUCCUCACCAAGAUCGGCCCACGAAACAUCGCAAAGAUCCAGCACCUGACGAUCACCUACACCUGCAGCCCGGAUUACAAAUCCCCAUGCCUUGGCUUGGGUGCAAAGGAGGAGGACCAUUGGUCCUACAUCCUUGGACUUUUCAAGCUCGCCCAGGCCGACUCGAGACUCAAGACGUUGAUAUUGAACAUAUUCCCCUGCCACGGCACUUGGCUGGGAACGAACGAACUCUGUCGCAUCCCGACUACAUUCACUAAUUGCCACGUCUACAACGACCUGCAAUUCCUCAAGAAUCUGUCCUGCUUUAGCGAUGCCCAAGAGAUCAUUCUCAAGAACCGAUUCAACCCUCUCUGGGGUGCAUUCCUACGCAAAAGACCGGGAUUCAUCGCUAAGCGUCACGACGGUGGAAACAUCACGCUCAUCAACCUCAACCGUUUCGAUCGUGUUCUCGAUUUGGACGGAUACAAGCCAUCAGAGCUAUACGAUGGUGUUUACGACGAGGUUAUUAAGGAGGAACCCGAAGAGUCAGAUACGGACUCCGACGCAGACGACGACGAGUGGGAUAUCUAUGCAGAGGUCGACGCUGAGAACGCCGACCCAUUGGAGGACCUAUCGUGGUCUUUCUAA
Annulohypoxylon truncatum is the source of this 897-nucleotide messenger RNA. RefSeq lists its product as uncharacterized. Bases 1 to 897 code for a protein of 298 amino acids. The record is from RefSeq and is a predicted model, not a curated record. The transcript has a single exon. NCBI's taxonomy places the organism in Eukaryota, Fungi, Ascomycota, Sordariomycetes, Xylariales, Hypoxylaceae.